CGCGUGGGGUUAUGGGAUACAUGGAGAGGGGUGAGACACAAAUUAUCUGAGGGGCGCGGCUCUCUUCCAGGAUCUCGCGCUUUCUCCUGCGGGGCUCACUCCUCUCCUCCCUCUCUCCAAGCCCUGUGCCUAAUGGAGAAGAAGAGGAUGAACUCUUUAGUGAAAUGGACGCUUAUCCUCUUCGUCCUUGCCUCCAUCAUCCUCAACAUAGUCCUGAUCGGCAUCCACUCCAGCAGGGCGCCCAAAUGCUCCGCUCAGCGCGUGCACCCGCUGCGGCGCAAACACGACGAGCGCAGCGCCGUGUUCGUGGACCUCUCCCGGGAGGAAUACCUGCAGGUCCAGCAAUUCAUGCUAAAGCAGAAUAACUUGGAAAUAUCCACCAACCAGAUCUCCAAGCCGUCGGAUAACUUCCUGUUUCUAAUAGAUCUGUCUGUGCCAAAGAAAGCGGACGUGCUCGCGUAUUUGGACCGGAAUGGCGCCAAGCCGACCAGAGAGGCCACAGUGGUGGUGUUUUACGGUGCCAAAGGAUACAUCAAGGAGUACGUAGUGGGCCCUCUUCCCAACCCAACAUACGUCAACGAUGUCACCAUGGAGAGGUACCACGCGGAGCUGCCCAUCAGUGCGCGCACGGUCACCAUCGGGGAAUAUAAUCUGCUUUUCCAGUUUUUGGGAGACGUCUUCUCUAAACUGGGGAAGAUCAUGAAGGAGAGCUUCGAUAUGGGUCCGGACAAGCAGCUGAACGCGUUCGAGCAGAUGCCCCGCGGAGUCCGGACCGGGGACAGGAAGACCUGGAUCUCCUUCUUCAGGGACAUGAGCGGCAUGUAUAUCCACCCGGUGGGCUUCGAGGUGCUGGUCGACCACCAGAGCGUCAACGCGUCCGAGUGGAAGGUGGAGAAGCUGCUCUAUAACGGACACUAUUUCGACUCCAUAGACGCACUGAAGGAUAAAUACGAUAAGGAUCUCGUAAAGAAGAUCGUCUACAAGGAGUCCCCUGAUUAUGGCUCUCUGAAACCCAGGAACAAGCCCCUGCAGGUCGGUCCGCAGCUCUUUAACGCGGAGGGGAAGCGCUACAGUGUCAGCAACAAUCACGUCGUGUACAUGGACUGGAGCUUCGCCUUCGGGCUCAGCGCGCUCACGGGCAUGAGGGUGUUCGACGUGCGCUUCAACGACGAGAGGAUCGUGUACGAGCUGAGCGUGCAGGAGGCCAUGUCCGUGUACGGGUCGGUCACUCCCGGGAUGAUCCUGACAAAGUUUCUGGACUCCAGCAUCGGGAUUGGCCGCUUUGCGCAUGAACUGGUCCGCGGGGUGGAUUGUCCCUACGAGGCGAGCUACGUGGACACAUACCGCUACAUUGAUGUCCCCAAACCGGUCCGCUUCAGGAACUCCAUCUGCAUAUUCGAGCACAACAUGGGCCAGCCCCUGAGGAGGCACUUCUCCGACUUCUUCCACCACAGCUACGGGGGCAUGGUGAACAGCGCACUGGUGUUCAGGACCAUCACUGCCAUAGGGAACUAUGACUACAUAUGGGACUUCAUCUUCUACCAGAGCGGGUCCGUGGAGGCCAAGGUGCACGCGACCGGAUACAUCUCCUCCUCCUACCUGGUGGACGGGGCUCUGCGGCACGGACACCAGGUGGCGGAGAAGGUGCUGGGGAACAUCCACACACACUUCAUCAACUUCAAGGUGGACCUGGAUGUGUUGGGAGUAAAGAAUUUCUUUCAGACCAAAGACAUGGAAUAUGUCAAUGUUUCGCUGCCAUGGAUGCCUGAUCACUAUGCGAUGGUGCCUCAGCUGGUGGAGAAGCAACUGAAAACAGAAAAGGAGGCAGCGCUGCGUUACGACACCAAGACUCCGCGCUACCUCCACAUCUCCAGCAACAAGACCAACCGCUGGGGCCACCAGCGCUCCUACAGGCUGCAGGUGUUCAGCUUCACAGGGGACCAUCUUCCCGAGAGCCAGGCCGAGGAGAGGGCCAUGUCCUGGGCCAGGUAUAAGGUUGCCAUCACCAAGCAUAAGGAUGGAGAGCAGACCAGCAGCAGUCUGUACAGUCAAAACGACAUCUGGUCUCCAGCUGUCGACUUCAGCAAGUACAUUGAAGACAACGAAAGCAUCGAAGACGAGGACCUGGUUGCCUGGGUGACCACCGGCUUCCUUCACAUCCCCCACUCCGAGGACAUCCCCAACACGGUAACCGUAGGCAACGGGGGCGGGGUCCUGCUGCGGCCACACAACUAUUUUGACAUGGACCCGUCCAUCCACUCUGCUGAUUCGGUGUACCUCUCCCCGGGCAGCGAGGACAGCUGUGACAGCAACAGGAUGGCCUGCCUUGCUCAAGAGACCUGCAGCCCCGUCCUGGAACCCUUCACCUAUGAAGGCUUCGAUGGAGUCAUGAAGUUUGAGGAUUGGGUCUAAUGUGUUCUUAGCCCUGAUGAACUCUAUUUGUUGACCUAUCAGGAAGCUUUUGUCCAUGUUACCAUGUUUAUAGAGGCAGUAUGGGACGUCACAUUAUGUGUGCUACAUAUGGGUCAGGGUUAAGGCUAGCAAGGAGCUCACCAGGCAAGAUGAAAGAAAUAUUUUAACAUUAGCAAAAUAUGCAAACUUCCUUUGUUGUGGAGAGUAUGAUGAGUAGAUCCAUACCACUCUCAGGACAUGGUAAGUUGUGGAACAUUUAGGGGGAAACAGCUAGCUCUGUCCUAAGUAAAAUAAAAACACCUAUUUUGGUUUACGAACAGAAUAGACCAUCUUUGCCAGGGACAAAAUGUAGGAGGCCAAUGACCCCAUCGUCCUUCAUGCUCGGAUAAUGCCUAACUUUUAACUCAAACUUUGUUUUUAAUUCAACUUUAAAUCUGUUAUAUUUCUCAUCUACACCUUACACAGUAGCAGGGCUAUCGUGGUGAUGAAAUCUUGAAACACUGACUCAAUAACAAACAAUACCAUCUUGGCUGUAAAUAAACGCCAACUCAUGAUUUCAGGUGAAGUUUCAUGCUGGAACUAUUUCUUUUUGGACAACAUCCAGACUCAGUAGCUGCAGCUUCACAGUUUGUUUUCACACUAAGGUUGCCAAGUUUGGCAUCAGUUUGUCUGUAAUGACUAAAAACAUAGCUUUGCUGACAUAUAAACUACAUUUAAAUAUGUAACGAGGUAAAAACUGUGUAACCCAUAAAACCAUUAUUUAAAUAAUGCAAUUUCUGUUUGUGUAUCUAACAAACAACAUCAUGUCAGUGAGCUUUAUAAGUGCUUUUUGAUUUCAGAAAGAACCAGACAGGCUAGCUGUUUCUCCUUACUUCUAGCCUUUAUGCUAAACUACGCUAACCUACUGAUUCCAGCUAUGAACACACAGAGAUGAAUAAACUCAAUCUUCUCCCUUCCCUUUUGGUAAAAAUGAGAAUGAGGGUAUUCCCCAAAAUGUUGAAUAUCAAGAACAAAGUCAGAGAUCAAAUCAAAACGUAACAUUUUAUUUAACUUUUGGUCACACCCUCAUUUUCUUUCUCAUGUGACCCUAAUCCUUGUCUGUAGAUGUCCAUGUCCGCAGAUAAUGACAUUUUAAACUUGUUGAUUAUCUGACUUUUUGUCUUGCGUUUCUAACAUUCGCAUCAGCUGCAUAUUGUGUUUGCUUCAAGUUGGCAAAUGUUAGAAUAUGAAUUGGCUUAAAUGCGGCGGAUAACAUAGUAAACAUUAGACCUUAGACUGCUUGGUUCUUAUCAUGUUAGCAAUGUAAUUGCGAGCAAUAUAGCUUGCUGAUGUUAGCAUUUAGCUAAAAGAAACACAGUACAGCCUCAGAGUCACUAACAAAGCUUCAUUUUAUUAGUGGAAUUACCUAAUUUAGCAACAGGUUUUGUUUAUUUGUUCUGUUUUCCUUUUUUCCCUUUAAUAAUUAUAUCUGCCACACAAAUAGUAAGGAGCAUAUCACCAGUCAAAUGUUAUGUGUGGGAGAUUUCCUUACUUACUAACAAGCCUAUUAUUUUUUAAAUGACAUCCUUAAUGUGAGCAAGCAAAUAGGCUAUGUGUUAAUUUUUUUGUAAUGUUGCACUUACCUUGUAAUCAAACACUUUUAAACAUGGGGUCAAAUGUUUGCCUAUUACAUUCAGAGAGACACAAUGCUUUAUCUAUCUGCGUUUCCUAAUUAUACUGUGAUGUAAACAUAGUAAAGUGGCACUGUAGAGCCAGCCGUGUGUAAAGCGUGUAAACUGAAUAAUAUAAGCAUCCAGUCGGGGUCACUGCCCGCUCUGAUGCGACUCAGGGCUGGGACCACCAAACAGCUGACUGGUGUAUUUUUUAUAUUUUUUAUACAGGUCAAUGUUGUGAGGAAUGUUUUUGUUGUUUUUCCUCUCAAAAUAAAAGAAGAGAUUAUUUGUCAAAGA
Molecule: messenger RNA, 4361 nt
Organism: Gymnodraco acuticeps
Lineage: Eukaryota; Metazoa; Chordata; Actinopteri; Perciformes; Bathydraconidae
Gene: aoc2
Product: amine oxidase copper containing 2
Exons: 5
Coding region: 133-2412 (759 amino acids)
Biological process (GO): amine metabolic process
Cellular component (GO): plasma membrane
Molecular function (GO): primary methylamine oxidase activity; copper ion binding; quinone binding
Source: RefSeq, a predicted model, not a curated record